CAAAAUAUGUCCAAGUUGCGGUCAAUGUCCGAGUCUACGAAUCAUACAUCGCGGUCAUGCAUAAUAUUGCUUGCUUACGCUGGCUUACUACUAGUAGGCACCUUUCCUACCUUGCUUUGACCAGCCACUGGACAGUUUUCGAUGAAAUAUAAUACAUCUCACCUGCGCUCAACUAACCAUAAGAUAAAGAGCCCAAGAUAGAGAUACUCGUUCCUGUCCCGGAUAGGUCAGCUUGAACCGUUGCCUUACUAACAAUGGUUCUCCUUCAGAGACUGGGAUACAACAGCCUCUAUGUCUGCUAUCUCGUCGCCCUUGCCAUUGUUUGUCGGGUUUACGGUGCGUCAAUGACUGUACUCGGCCUUGCGGAAGAGAAAAGCAGCGGCGAUACCCACGGCACCAUAUACGCAAACAACAUCUUCAGCAAUGAUGGCAUGCCCGACCCAUACCGUGAUGGCACGCUCAAGGGGUCCCUCAUCCUCCACAACGGCCGCAUACAUACCAUGGACGCGGGCAACCGAGUGGUUGGCGUGCUCGGCAUCAGGGACGGCUGGAUCGUCUACGCGGGACAUGAUGUGGAAGAGGCUGAACGCAGGACCGCCCCGGGACUAAGCCCGACUCGCAAAAUCGACCUCAGGCGGCGAGUCGCUAUUCCCGGGCUCAUCGACUGCCACAACCACAUCGUUCUGCUGGGAAACCGGCCAGGCUACCACACGCCCCUAGAACGCGCGUUUACGGUUGCCGACGUGCUGUACACGUACCGUCGGCGGGCGUCGGCGGUUCCGCCCGGCGCCUUCAUAACGACCAUCGGCGGCUUUGCCCCGAUCCAGUUCCGGGAGAGCCAGUUACCAACACUAUCCGAACUCGACAGCGCGGUGCCCAAUCACCCGGUAUUCAUCUCGACCGGCUUCAGUGGCCCCGCCACAACCAAUUCCCGGGGAAAGGCCUUCUUUGAAAGACUACCUGGGGACGCGUCCGUCUCGGUCGCUGCGAACGGCUCCAUCGCGGCCGGGCUCGAGAAUGGGAAGGCUUUGCUGGCACUCAGACAGCAGCUCACCUUUGCGGACCGCGUGCGCAGCGCCCAGGAUGCCAUGGCAUAUGCUGCGUCUGUUGGCGUGACCACACAUCUCGACCAAGGCGCGUUCCCCGCGUCCAACACGGCUGCCGACGGUUCAGGCAACGAGGAUCUCCUCGCCAUGCACUUGCCCUUCCUCUCCGUCUACGACUCCGCCUCCCGCCAACAAUACGACAACGACCACGACCAACGAUCUGUACCUCCGUUGAUCCGCCUCCGCAUCAAUCACCUCCACGCCGACGCCGACGGCUCCCUGCCAACCCUCACCAACCGCCUCCGGUACUCGUACCCCUUCUUCGGCAACGCCAUGGUGCGCACGGGCGGCAUCGGCGAAUUCGCCGUCUCCAUCGACCAGUACGCAGGCGGCGAGCUAUUCGAGUCAGCCGCCGCGCGCAUCGCCCGCGCUGGCUGGCGGUUGGAGGUCCACUCGCUCACCGAUGCCGACUACCGCGGCCAGAUUGAAGGGUUCGAGCGCGUCGAUGCUGCGGCAGGGGGGAUCAAGAGCCUGCGCUGGGUGGUAGCCCACGUGCCCCGGAUCACGGUGGAGUAUCUACGGAGGCUGAAGGCGCUGGGCGGCGGGGUGAAUCUGUCUGGGUUUAUGUAUCUCGCCGCCGCCGGUCCCGGGGCGAAUGGAACCGCUCCGGCCGGCCCGCCGUUCCGGACCAUUGUGGCGAGCGGGAUCCCGGCCGGGUUUGGACCGGACGGGGCCAACAUCGCCCCGCUGAGCCCGUGGCCGCAUGCGUACUAUGCCACGACGGGACGGAAUGCGAAGGGGGAGGUCAUCAACCGCGGACAGACCAUUGGUAGGCAGAAGGUAUUGGAGAUGUUUACGAGGGACAAUACCUGGUUCCUUGGCGGGCCGGACGAGGACGUGUUGGGCGUCCUGGAGGUGGGAAGGCUUGGGGAUGUUGCUGUGUUGAGCGACGACUACUUCGCCGUCUCUGACGACGAGGUGAAGAAAUUGAGAAGCGUGCUAACAGUUGUUGGAGGAGUCGUGGUCCAUGAUUCCGGGGAUCUGCGGUAUUGACAGUUUCUCACGGGUGGGGUGGUCGGAAUGAAAGUGCGAUGCAAUUAGAUCCGUUGAGGUCUUCGUCUCCCACUGUAUGACCUGCAUGUGCCGCUGGUUCGGUUCGAGAUGCCGUGACUCCCUUGAACUUCAAGUUGCCAGCAGCCCUAAAGUACCUGCCUUACACUGCUAGUAGUAGUAAUAAAGUUCGGUUCAACUCAGGCUUCCGAGGUCAAGUCAAAAGGGAUUGCCGCGCAAGAUGCCGACGGAAUCGGCGGGGGCGACGCCGUGGUUUGACUGCAAUGGGGGGGAAUGGGAUGCGGCCAGACAAGGCAGGAUGUCGGAGCAGCCGACAGACGGAUCCGCUGCGGCCCUUGAACCGUCAACCGGUAGAAAUGGUAGUCGAGAGGAUGAGUUUUGCAUGCAAAAUUCUGGCCGCACUGAUAAUAACAGUUGCUGAGACUGGCGCCCGCCUGUUCUCGUUCAAGUUCCAAGUUGGAUUGUCU
Chaetomium strumarium is the source of this 2584-nucleotide messenger RNA. RefSeq names its product amidohydrolase family-domain-containing protein. Lineage: Eukaryota; Fungi; Ascomycota; Sordariomycetes; Sordariales; Chaetomiaceae. The coding region runs from base 255 to 2099 and encodes 614 amino acids. The record is from RefSeq and is a predicted model, not a curated record. The transcript is spliced from 3 exons. Gene Ontology annotation, molecular function: hydrolase activity, acting on carbon-nitrogen (but not peptide) bonds.